Drosophila kikkawai is the source of this 11719-nucleotide messenger RNA. RefSeq names its product laminin subunit alpha (gene LanA). Gene Ontology annotation, biological process: tissue development; regulation of cell adhesion; cell adhesion. The record is from RefSeq and is a predicted model, not a curated record. Gene Ontology annotation, molecular function: signaling receptor binding. NCBI's taxonomy places the organism in Eukaryota, Metazoa, Arthropoda, Insecta, Diptera, Drosophilidae.
GAGCCAUCCAGUGCGGUUGGAUGAGCUCCCAUUAAAAAAAACGAUUUACAAAGACAAAGAAAAGGAAGAAGAACCCAGUGAAGAAAGUGACCCAGAGAUAAGAAAGUGAAAUACAAAGCAGUGUGAGAUAGAGAACCGGAAGUGGUCGACGGAAGGACCAUCGUUAUCGCAGCGCGGGUGCUUGAACUCUCGUCGGCGCGAUGGGGCUGCGAGUGGCUUCCUUGGGAGCCCUGCUCCUCGUCCUGGCAAUUUCCCACUCCGAAGCAGAGCUAACACCGCCGUACUUCAAUUUGGCCACCGGACGGAAGAUCUAUGCCACGGCCACGUGCGGCCAGGACACUGAUGGCCCGGAGCUCUACUGUAAGCUGGUGGGAGCCAAUACGGAAAACGACCACAUUGACUACUCGGUCAUCCAGGGACAGGUCUGCGACUAUUGUGAUCCCAAUGUGCCGGAGAAGAACCAUCCGCCAGAGAACGCCAUCGAUGGCACCGAGGCCUGGUGGCAGAGUCCUCCACUGUCCAGGGGCAUGAAAUUCAAUGAAGUCAAUUUGACCAUCAAUUUCGAACAGGAAUUCCAUGUGGCCUACUUGUUCAUUCGCAUGGGCAACUCCCCGCGUCCGGGUCUCUGGACAUUGGAGAAGUCUACGGAUUAUGGCAAGACCUGGACCCCCUGGCAGCAUUUCUCCGACACCCCCGCCGAUUGUGAGACCUACUUUGGCAAGGACACCUACAAACCGAUUACCCGCGACGACGAUGUCAUCUGCACCACCGAAUACUCGAAGAUUGUGCCGCUGGAGAACGGCGAGAUCCCUGUGAUGCUGCUAAACGAGCGUCCCAGCUCCACGAACUACUUCAACUCGACGGUGCUGCAGGAAUGGACCCGUGCCACCAAUGUCAGGAUUCGUUUGCUGCGAACCAAGAAUCUUUUGGGACAUUUGAUGUCUGUGGCCAGGCAGGAUCCCACGGUUACACGUCGCUACUUCUACUCGAUUAAGGAUAUUUCGAUUGGAGGUAGAUGUAUGUGCAAUGGACACGCCGACACCUGUGAUGUCAAGGAUCCUAAGAGUCCUGUGAGGAUUCUAGCCUGCCGUUGUCAGCAUCAUACUUGUGGUAUCCAGUGUAAUGAGUGCUGUCCCGGAUUCGAGCAAAAGAAGUGGCGACAGAACACCAAUGCCAGGCCCUUCAAUUGCGAGCAAUGCAACUGUCAUGGUCACAGCAACGAGUGCAAGUACGACGAGGAAGUCAACCGCAAAGGACUCUCCCUGGACAUCCAUGGCCACUACGAUGGCGGCGGCGUUUGCCAGAACUGUCAGCACAACACCGUUGGCAUCAAUUGUAACAAGUGCAAGCCCAAAUACUACCGACCCCAGGGCAAGCACUGGAAUGAGACCGAUGUCUGCAGUCCUUGUCAGUGCGAUUACUUCUACUCCACGGGACACUGUGAGGAGGAGACUGGCAACUGUGAAUGCCGUGCUGCCUUCCAGCCACCAAACUGCGACUCCUGUGCCUAUGGCUACUAUGGCUAUCCCAAUUGUAGGGAAUGCGAGUGUAAUCUGAAUGGUACCAAUGGCUACCACUGCGAGGCGGAGAGCGGCCAGCAGUGUCCUUGCAAGAUCAACUUUGCCGGACCCUAUUGCAAACAGUGUGCCGAGGGCUACUAUGGUUUCCCCGAGUGCAAGGCCUGCGAGUGCAACAAGAUUGGCUCGAUCAGCAACGAUUGUAACAUGACCACUGGCGAAUGCAAGUGCCUGACCAACUUUGGAGGCGAUAGCUGCGAGAGGUGCAAGCAUGGAUAUUACAACUAUCCCACUUGCUCAUACUGCGAUUGUGAUAACCAGGGGACGGAGUCGGAGAUUUGCAACAAGCAGUCGGGCCAGUGCAUCUGCCGCGAGGGCUUCGGUGGCCCCAGGUGUGACCAGUGCCUGCCUGGUUACUUCAACUAUCCGGAUUGUAAGCCCUGCAACUGCUCCAGCACUGGCAGCUCAGCCAUAACCUGCGACAACACUGGCAAAUGCAACUGUCUCAACAACUUUGCUGGCAAACAGUGUACCCUUUGUAGUGCUGGCUACUAUAAUUAUCCCGACUGUCUAGCCUGUCAGUGCGACUCUCAUGGUUCCCAGGGUGUCACCUGCAAUGCCGAUGGACAAUGUCUCUGCAAGGAUAACUUUGAUGGACGGCAGUGCGAGUCCUGCAAGGAGGGCUUCUACAACUUCCCCAGCUGCGAAGACUGCAACUGUGAUCCUGCUGGAGUUAUAGACAAAUUUGCAGGAUGCGGUUCUGUGCCAGUGGGUGAGCUCUGCAAAUGCAAGGAGCGCGUGACCGGCAGGAUAUGCGACGAGUGCAAGCCUUUGUACUGGAACCUAAACAUCAGCAACACGGUUGGCUGUGAGAACUGCGAUUGCUGGACUGAUGGCACCAUUUCCGCCUUGGAUACCUGUGCCUCCAAGUCCGGUCAGUGUCCGUGUAAGCCCCACACGCAGGGCAGACAGUGUAAUGAGUGUCGCGAUGGUACCUUCGAUCUGGAUAGCUCCUCGCUCUUUGGCUGCAAGGACUGUAGCUGCGAUGUGGGCGGCUCCUGGCAGAGUGUCUGCGACAAGAUCAGUGGCCAGUGCAAGUGUCAUCCCCGUAUUACGGGUCUGGCCUGCACCCAACCCCUGACCACCCACUUCUUCCCAACGCUGCAUCAGUUCCAGUAUGAGUACGAGGAUGGAACUUUACUCUCGGGCACUCAGGUGCGUUACGACUAUGAUGAGGAGGCCUUCCCUGGAUUCAGUAGCAAGGGAUACGUAGUGUUCAAUGCCAUCCAGAACGAUGUGCGCAAUGAGAUCAAUGUCUUCAAGUCAUCCCUCUACAGGAUUGUCCUGCGCUACGUGAAUCCCAAUGCUGAGAAUGUCACGGCCAGCAUCUCAAUCACUUCAGACAAUCCCCAGGAGGUGGAUCAGCACGUCAAAGUGCUUUUGCAACCCACUUUGGAGCCUCAGUUUGUGACUGUCAGUGGUCCCAAGGGCCUCAAGCCCUCGGCCAUUGUCCUGGAUCCUGGUCGUUAUGUCUUAACUACCACGGCCAACAAGAAUGUGAUGCUGGACUACUUUGUUCUUCUGCCCGCCGCCUAUUAUGAAGCCGGAAUCCUCACCCGUCACAUCUCGAAUCCCUGUGAACUGGGCAACAUGGAGCUGUGCCGUCACUAUAAAUACGCCUCUGUGGAGGUCUUCCAGCCCGCUGGUACCCCAUUUGUCAUCGGAGCCAAUGACAAGCCAACCAAUCCCACAGAAGUGUAUAGCGAUCCGGAGCAUCUUUCGAUUGUGAGCCAUGUGGGCGAUAUUCCAGUGCUGACCAGUGAGCAGAAUGAGCUCAACUACAUCGUGGAUGUGCCUCACAGUGGAAAAUACAUCUUUGUGAUUGAUUACAUCAGCGAUAGGAAUCAUCCGAGCACCUAUUUUAUUACCCUGAAGCUGAAGAACAAUCCCGAGUCGGAGACUUCGGUUCUGUUGUAUCCUUGUCUGUACUCCACCGUCUGCCGCACCUCGGUCAAUGAUGAUGGCCAGGAGAGGGCCUUCUACAUCAGCAAGGAUGAUCUGCAGCCAGUCACCAUCUCUGCUGACAUUGAUGAUAAAUCUCGUGUGCCCAUUAUCUCGGUGACGGCCAUUCCUGUAGACCAAUGGUCCAUUGACUAUAUCAAUCCCAGUCCCGUUUGUGUCAUCCAUGGCGAGAAAUGUGCCACGCCCAAGUUCCGUUCGGUUCCGGACUCCAAGAAGAUCGAGUUCGAAACUGAUCACGAGGAUCGUAUUGCCGAAAAGAAGCCGCCAUAUGCCGCCCUUGAUGAGCGAGUGAAACUGAUACAUUUGGAUAGCACAGAUAGUACUAUUGUGAUUGAAUCAAAGGUUGAGGAGGCUAAGCCCAACCUCUUUGUGAUCCUCGUGAAGUACUAUCAGCCCAACCAUCCCAAGUACCAGGUUCACUACACCCUGACAGCUGGCAAGAAUCAGUAUGAUGGCAAGUUUGACAUUCAGCACUGCCCCUCAAGCUCGGGAUGCCGAGGAGUGAUACGUCCUGGAGGAGAUGGUUCCUUCGAGAUUGAUGACGAGUUCAAGUUUACAAUUACGAACGAUCGCUCUCUGGGCGUCUGGCUGGAUUACUUGGUAGUGGUUCCUCUCACGCAAUACAAUGACGACCUGCUGGUGGAGGAAACCUUUGAUCAGACCAAGGAGUUCAUCCAGAACUGCGGCCACGAUCACUUCCACAUCACCCACAAUGCCAGUGAUUUCUGUAAGAAAUCCGUGUUCUCCCUGACCGCCGACUACAACAGCGGAGCUUUGCCCUGCAAUUGUGAUUAUGCUGGAUCCACCAGCUUCGAGUGUCAUCCGUUUGGAGGCCAGUGCCAGUGCAAGCCGAAUGUGAUCGAGCGGCAGUGUGGAGCCUGCAGGAGCAGGUACUAUGGUUUCCCCGACUGUAAGCCCUGCGAGUGCCCGAGCAGCGCCAUGUGCGAACCCACCACCGGCGAGUGCAUGUGUCCGCCCAAUGUCAUUGGCGAAAUGUGCGAGAAGUGUGCCCCCAACACCUAUGGAUUCCAUCAGGUUAUUGGCUGCGAGGAAUGCGGAUGCAACCACAUGGGCAUUGCCAAUGGAAACACCCAGUGUGAUCUGUUCAAUGGAACCUGCGAGUGCCGGGAGAAUAUUGAGGGUAGGGCCUGUGAUGUGUGCGCCCACGGAUACUUCAACUUCCCCCACUGCGAACAGUGUAGCUGCCACAAGCCCGGAACCGAGCUGGAGGUCUGCGACAAGAUUGAUGGCAGCUGCUUCUGCAAGAAGAACGUCGUGGGUCGGGAUUGUGACCAGUGUAAUGAUGGCACUUACAACCUGCAGGACAGCAAUCCGGAUGGAUGCACCACAUGCUUCUGCUUUGGCAAGACCUCGCGUUGCGACAGUGCCUACCUCAGGGUCUACAAUGUUAGCCUGCUCCGGCAGGUGUCUAUCAGUACGCCAGAGUUCCGGGCGGAGAGCAUUAAAUUCGAGAUGUGGCCAGUGCCAGCCGAGGAGAUUCUCAUAAACGAGACCACCUUGCAGGCGGACUUCACCUUGAGGGAUAUCAACGACGAGCGUCCUGCCUACUUUGGUGUCCUGGAUUAUCUGCUUAACCAGAAUAGUCACAUCUCCUCCUACGGCGGAGAUCUGGCUUAUACUUUGCACUUUACCUCUGGCUUUGACGGAAAGUAUAUUGUGGCUCCGGAUGUUAUCCUGUUCAGCGAACACAAUGUCCUGGUCCACCAGAGCUACGAGCAACCCAACAGGAAUGAGCCUUUUACCAACAGGAUUCAAAUAGUGGAGACCAACUUCCAGACGGUUUCCGGCAAGCCCGUUACCCGCGCUGACUUUAUGAUGGUCCUAAGGGAUCUGAAGUCCAUAUUCAUCCGUGCAAAUUACUGGGAACAGACUCUGAACACCCACCUGGCCGAUGUCUACCUCACGCUGGCCGAUGAAGAUGCUGACGGCACCUCGGAAUACAAAUUCCUGGCCGUGGAACGUUGCUCUUGUCCCCCAGGCUACGUGGGACACUCUUGUGAAGAUUGCGCCCCCGGCUACUACCGCGAUCCCAGCGGUCCCUAUGGAGGUUAUUGCAUUCCCUGCGAAUGCAACGGACACUCGGAGACCUGUGACUGCGCCACCGGCAUCUGCACAAACUGCCAGCAUGGCACACAGGGUGAUCACUGCGAGGAGUGUGUGUCCGGUUACUACGGAAACGCCACCAAUGGCACCCCUGGCGAUUGUAUGAUCUGCGCCUGCCCCCUGCCCUUCGAUUCGAAUAAUUUCGCCACCAGUUGCGAGAUCUCCGAGAGCGGAAACGAGAUCCAUUGCGAGUGCAAGCCAGGAUACACUGGUCCUCGUUGCGAGUCCUGCGCCAAUGGCUUCUACGGUCAACCGGAGAAUCUGGGCGAAGUGUGCAAGCCCUGCGAGUGUUCCGGCAAUAUUAUUCCAGAGGAUCAGGGUUCCUGCGACACCAGAACCGGCGAGUGCCUGCGCUGCUUGAACAACACCUUCGGAGCGGCGUGUAAUCUGUGUGCUCCUGGCUUUUACGGCGAUGCUGUUAAGUUGAAGAACUGCCAGAGCUGUGACUGCGACGAUACGGGCACCCAGGAAUGUGAUCCUUUUGUGGGCAAGUGCACCUGUAACGAGAAUGUCAUUGGUGAACGUUGCGAUCGCUGUAAGCCGGAUCACUAUGGCUUUGAGUCCGGCGUUGGUUGUCGAGCUUGCGAUUGCGGUGCCGCUUCCAACUCCACGCAAUGCGAUGCUCACACUGGUCACUGUGCCUGCAAGCCUGGUGUCACGGGACGCCAAUGCGAUCGUUGUGCUGUGGAUCACUGGAACUACGAGAAGGAGGGCUGUAGGCCGUGCAACUGUAAUCAGGGAUACUCCCGCGGCUUUGGAUGUAAUCCCAACACCGGCAAGUGCCAGUGCCUGCCAGGAGUCAUUGGAGAUAGAUGCGACGCCUGUCCCAAUCGCUGGGUGCUGAUCAAGGACGAGGGCUGCUCGGAGUGUAAUAACUGCCACCACGCCCUCUUGGAUGUCACCGAUCGCAUGCGCUACCAGAUCGACAAUGUCCUGGCCGACUUCAACAGCGUGACCCUGGCCUUUUUCACCAGCCAAAAGCUGAACUUCUACGACGAACUGGCCGAUGAACUGGAGCCGAAAGUCAAGUUGUUGGAUCCCACAAGCGUGGAUCUCAACCCUUCGAAGAAGGCCAACAGUGAACUGGAGUCGGAGGCCAAGUCGUAUGCCAAGCAGGUCAACCAGACCCUGGCCAAUGCCGUGGAUAUCCGCGACAGGUCAAGCACCACUUUGGGCAACAUCACCACGGCCUACGAGGAUGCCAUUAAGAGUGCGGAACAGGCCAGGGAAGCCAUCAACUCAGUGGAGUCCCUGUCCAAGAACCUGGAGGCGGCUGCGAGCACCAAAAUCGAUGCUGCUCUCGAGCAGGCCCAACACAUACUGGGACAAAUAAACGAGACCAAGAUAGAGGUUGCCCCCAACGAACAGGUCCUGGAGAAGGCGCGUAAACUCUUCGAGGAAGUAAACACCCUGGUGAUGCCGAUUAAGGAUCAAAACAAGAGCCUUAACGCGCUGCAGAACGAUAUCGGAGAGUUCAGUGACAAGCUGGAGGAUCUGUACAACUGGAGCAAGGAGUCCCAGGAGAAAUCCGCCGACGUGGAGCGCCGGAAUGUUCAGAACCAGAAGGCCUUUGAUAACUCCAAGUUCGACACCGUGUCCGAUCAAGAGCAACAGGCCGAGAAGAACAUCAAGGAGGCGGGCAACUAUCUGAUCAAUGGAGAUCUUACCCUGAGCCAGAUCAACCAGAAGCUGGACAGGCUGAAGGAUGCCCUCGAUGAGCUCGAUUCGGUGAACAAGAAUGUGGAGGGAGAGCUGCCCCUGCGGGAGGAUCAGCACAACGAGGCGGAGGUCCUAACUGAGCAGGCGGAGCAGAAGGCUGCCGAGCUGUCGGUCAAGGCACAGGUUUUGGCUGUCCAGUACACAGAUAUGACUGCCAGUGCUGAGCCCGCGAUCAAGGCUGCCACCGCUUACUCUGGCAUCGUGGAGGCCGUGGAAGCGGCUCAGCAGUUCAGUCAGGAUGCCAUCGCAGCGGCUGGCAAUGCCACUGCCAUCACCGAUGGCAUUGAGGACAGAGCCGGCCAAGCGGACAGUAGGUCUGCCGAUCUGCUCCAGAAUGCUCGCCAGGCCCUGCAGAAUGUUCAAGAUGACCUGGAGCCACGACUCGACGCAUCGGCGGGCAAGGUCAAGGCCAUCUCGGCCCUUAACAAUGCCACCGAGCACAAGCUGAAGGACAUCAACAUUUUGAUUACUCAACUGCCGGCCGAGUCGCAGAUUGAUCUGUGGAAGAACUCGAAUGCCAAUGCCAGCGAUGCCUUGGAGAUCCUUAAGAGCGUCCUGGAAACCCUCGAGCCAGUGAGUGCGCAGACACCCAAGGAACUCGAGAAGGCCAAGAACAUCAAUAGGGAUUUGGAUCUGACCAUCAAGGACAUCUCGCAAGCCAACAAUCAGUUGGAUAACGUCGAGGGCUCCGUCUCCAAGCUCACCGAACUGGCCGAGGACAUCGAGGAUCAGCAGCAGCGGGUGGGCGAGAAGACCCUGCAGCUGGGUCAGGACAUUGAGAAUCUCAAGGCAAAGGUAGAAGCCGCUCGCCAGUUGGCCAACAGCAUCAAAGUGGGCGUCAAGUUCAAGCCCAGCACUGUCCUGGAGCUGAAGACGCCGCCAAAGACCAAACUCCUGGCUACUCGUACCAACCUCUCGACCUUCUUCCGCACCACCGAUCCUUCCGGAUUCCUUUUGUACCUGGGCAACGACAACAAGACCGCCCAGUCCAACAACGACUUUGUGGCCGUGGAAAUCGAAAACGGUUACCCGAUUCUCAACAUUGACCUGGGCAAUGGUCCGGAGCGUAUCACCAGCGACAAGUACGUCUCGGAUGGCAAGUGGUAUCAGGCUGUGGUGGAUCGCACUGGGCCGAAUGCCAAGCUCACGAUCAGGGAGCAACUGCCCUCUGGCGAGGUGGUCGACCAUACCAAGUCAGGUUACUUGGAGGGAACCCAGAACAUCCUGCAUGUGGACAAGAACAGUCGCCUAUUCGUGGGCGGCUAUCCCGCUGCUCCGGAUUUCAAUGCGCCCAAGGAACUGAAUGCCAACUCCUUUGUCGGCGACAUUGAGGAUCUGAAGAUCGGUGACGAGAACGUGGGACUGUGGAACUUUGUUUACGCCGAGGAUAACAAGGAGGGUGCCCGCGAGCGGGAUGUUCUACUGGAGAAGAAGAAACCGGUGACGGGCCUGCGUUUCAAGGGCAAUGGCUUUGCUCAACUGAAGGCCUCCUCCAAUUUCAAGGAUCGAUCCAGCGUCCAGUUCCGCUUCAAGGCGGACAAGGACACCUCCAAUGGACUGCUCUUCUUCUACGGUCGCGACAAGCACUACAUGUCCAUUGAGAUGAUUGACGGCGCCAUUUACUUCAACGUGAGCUUGGGCGAGGGCGGAGGCCUAGUGUCCGCCAACCAGAAUCACUACAAUGACAACCAAUGGCACACGGUUCGGGCGGAACGCGAUCACCGCGAUGGCCUGCUCACGGUGGACGAUCAGGUUCUGUCGCGUCAAACAGCUCCUGCGGAAGCCGAUGAAGAGUUGCCCAGAAUCAAGAGGUUAUUCUUUGGCGGCCAUCCGAGACGCCUCAACAGUUCGCUCAAUCUUCAGCCAAACUUUGAGGGCUGCAUCGAUGAUGUGGUGAUUAGCGGAUUGGUGGUGGACCUUACGGAGUACAUAAACGGCACUGGAGUAGAAGAGGGCUGCUCGGAGAGAUUCUCCACGGUUCUGUCUUAUGCCCCGCACGAUUAUGGCUUCCUGCGGAUGAACAACAUCAACUCGGACAAUAAUCUGCAUGUGGUUUUGCACUUCAAGACCCGCCAGCCCAACGGCGUGCUCUUCUAUGCCGCCAAUCAUGACCAGAGCUCGAACAUUGGCCUUAGCUUGGAUGAGGGUGUGCUCAAACUGAACAGCAUGGGCAGCCAGCUAAUCAUUGAUGAACUGAACCUAAACGAUGGCGAGGAUCAUGUGGUGACGGUGCAGCACAAUGCGGGAGAGCUUCGACUCUCCGUGGACGAUGUGGAAACCAAGAGACUUGGCACCCCGCAACCGCUGAUUCUAGAGGGUGGAGACAUCUUCUUCGCUGGUCUUCCGGACAACUAUCGCACGCCCAGGAAUGCCUUGGCCUCAUUGGCCUACUUCUUGGGUUGCAUCAGCGAUGUGACUGUCAACGAGGAGAUCAUCAACUUUGCCAACAGUGCUGAGAAGAAGAAUGGCAACAUCAAUGGCUGUCCACCACAUGUCUUAGCCUAUGAACCAAACCUUGUGCCCACCUACUAUCCCAGCGGAGCUAAUGAUGUGGCAGAGAAUCCUUGGAAACCCGAGGAAUUGCCUCCCCUCAAGCCAGCCACAUUUGCUCCUGCGCCACACACCACACCCACAACUACAACCACAACAACGACCACUACAACCACCACUUCAACCACAACAACAACAACGACCACUGUAUCUCCAUUCCCCUUGGACGCAGACCUGGACAAGGAGGAAGACAAGGAAAAGGAAGCCGCCAAGCCACAAAGACCCUUGACCACUCGGCCACCCGCCAAGGUGAAUCUGCCAAGCGACAAGCGUUGCAAACUCCCAGAGCAGCCCAACUACGAUGUGGACUUUGUCGAGGCUGGCUACCGCUUCUACCAGAACAAGGAGCAGCGUCUGGAGAUCAAUCCGCUGCCGGCGAAGCUUCGUCGUCACCACGAUGUGACCUUCUCCUUCCGCACCGAUCACCCCAACGGCCUGCUCUUCUAUGCGGGUAGCAAGCAGCAUGAAGACUUCAUCGCCGUCUAUCUCCUAGACGGUCGGGUGUACCAUGCCGUGCGCGUUGGUGCUCUCCUCCAGGCCAAUGUCAGCAGUGAGGUGGAGCUGAAUGACGGCAAGUGGCAUACCGUGGAGGCGAUACGCACCAACCGCCGGGUAAGCCUGCUCAUCGAUCGAGUGGAGCAAGCAGGAACCUUGGAGCUGAAUGCUGAUCGUAGCCCGCCGGUGCUGGCCAUCGAGGCGCCAGUCUAUUUCGGUGGCGUCAACCACUUCAUUGAGUCCAAGGUGCGCAACACCACCGGCUACAAUCCACUGGCACCGUAUUACAACGGUUGCCUCAAGGACUUUAAGUUCGAUAGCGUGGAUCUGGAGCCACCGCCGGCAGAGUUCGGCGUUGUUCCGUGCUCCGAGCAAGUGGAGCGCGGAGUCUUCUUCAACAGCCAGACGGCGUAUGUGAAGCUCUUCGAUCGCUUCACCGUCGGCAGCGAGAUGACUAUCAGUUUUGAUUUCCGACCAAGAGAUCCCAACGGUCUGUUGUUCUCCGUGCACGGCAAGAACUCGUACGCCAUUCUGGAGCUGGUAGACAACACGCUGUACUUCACGGUCAAGUCGGAUGUGAAGAACAUUGUGACCACCAACUUUACACUGCCCAAUAACGAGAGCUUCUGCGAUGGCAAGACCCGAAAUGUUCAGGCCAUCAAGUCCAAGUUUGUCAUCAACAUUGCCGUGGACUUUAUGAGCUCUAAUCCGGGUGUGGGCAACGAAGGAUCUGCCGCCACCAAGACGAACCGACCGCUCUUCAUGGGCGGCCAUUUGGCCUUUGCCAAGGCUCCUGGCAUCAAGACCAGGAAGUCCUUCAAGGGCUGCAUCAGCCGAGUGGAGAUCAACAAGAAGCUGGUCAACAUUACGCCAAGCAUGGUUGUUGGCGACAUCUGGCAGGGUGUGUGUCCCCUCAACUAGAAGUGAAUCCUGGCAGAUCUAAAAGGACCAACGAUACGAACAAUUCCAUGUUAAGAAGCCAGGGGAAAAAAUGAAAAGUUGAUGAAAACCCAGAAAGUUAAAGGACAACGAACGAACAAAACUAAAUCGAACAAAAUCGACGGAUCGUGUUUAUAGUCCUGGGGUUCCUUAGAUAAUAGGACCUUGGCAAAGACGACAGUCGUAUAUUUCUUAAAACUAUAUAAGCCAAACUUUUGUGCCAAUCUAUGAAAGCCAUAUAAUAUAAUAUCUGUACUUUUUAUGCUUUCGCAAACUCCUCAAGUUUGCUUCUUUUUAACUUCGUAAUUUUGUGGAUUCAAUAAAUUUAUCACAUCAUUUUUAUUCAAUUAAAA